CCCAAAAGCUCCUUCCGUUCGCCCCAUCCAGCCCCAUUUUUCUCGAUCGAUUUCCCGCAAACAUGACCUUGCGACUCACAAAGGGAGCCCUUCUCUCGGUCUCUCAGGCACCGCCAAACGUUGAAGGACCGAAUGCUGUUCUUCAAGUGCUGCAAAUUAAAAAGACAAACUUGGAUAAAUACAGAUUAUUGCUUUCAGAUGGAGAUCAUUACAUGACGGCCAUGCUUAACACGCAAUUCAACGACAAGGUGACUUCGGGUGAGAUGAGAAAGGGUGCUAUAGUCCGUCUCACACGGUACCUCUGCAAUGAUGUAGCCAACAACCGCAGAAUUCUUAUCAUCUUGGGUGUUGACGUUUUAACGCCACAUCAGGACAACAUUCCUAGGCAAGGCAAUCCCGCAGGUCUCGGAAUGGGUGAAAAUUCAAAUGUCGCUCUGCAGCAAGAGCAAGAUCAAGAUCAGCAAGCACAAUCCCGGAACUACGGAGCGCCGGUGGCCACCGUACAGGGUACCACAGGUUAUGGCGGCAACAACACAGGGUACGGUGGUGGAAAUUACGAUGGUGGAUAUCGCCAACAACAACCACCACCACAGCAGCAGCAGCGGCAAGGAGGGUUCGGCUCGAACCCUCAAGGCAAAUUUGGUGGGGGUGGGACAAACAUGCCUCCCAAGACUGUCGGUGAUACACCAGCGGCGAUCUUUCCUAUUAGUAGUCUGAGUCCGUACCAGAACAAGUGGACUAUAAAGGCACGAGUGGUAGGAAAAUCUGACGUGAAGCACUGGGACAAUCAGAGAGGUCAAGGGAAACUGUUUAGUUGCACUUUUGUGGAUGAAAGUGGAGAGAUUCGGGCAACCGGUUUCAACGAUGCAGUGGACGCAUGGUAUGACGUUUUAGAGGACGGGAAGGUUUAUUAUGUCUCGAAAGCUCCGAUCAAACCUGCAAAGAAACAAUUUUCGAACGUUAAAAACGAAUAUGAAAUGCAAAUCGAGCCUGGAACCACCAUUACACCGUGUUUGGAUGCAUCAGGUUUGCCGGAAAUGCGCUACAGUUUUGUCGAGCUCUCUAAACUGUAUGAAGUCCAAAACGGAUCAAUCAUUGACGUAAUUGGUAUCGUCCGAGACGUUGGUGAUUUGGGAGAGCUAGUGUCCAAAACAACUCAGAGACCUUUCAAGAAACGGGAUCUUACCAUUGCAGAUGCCACCCUUUUUGAAGUGCGGAUGACGCUUUUCGGUCGACAUGCGGAGACGUUUGAUGGUAGAGAUUGUCCCGUCCUUGCUGUCAAAGGAGUCAAGGUUGGGGAUUUUGGAGGUCGGUCGCUUACAGCAUUGAGCUCUUCGAUGCUGAGUGUCAAUCCCGAUAUAUCGGAAGCUCACCAUUUGCGAGGAUGGUACGAUACUGAGGGUAAAACUCAGCAGUAUCAAACGUACAGCACGGCUGGUGGCACGGGGGUAGGCACCGGCACAGGCGGCAAAAGAGAGCCUUUCAAAUGCAUCGCACAGAUAAAGGAUGAGAACUUGGGCAUGGGCGAGAAACCGGACUACUUCAGGGUUCGUGCCCUGGUCACGUUUUUCAAAGACCAGAAUUUAUGGUAUCCUGCUUGUCCGUCCGAGAACUGUAAUAAGAAAGUGACAGACGUCAGCACUGGUUGGCGUUGCGAAAAAUGCGACAAACUAUACCCUAACCCUUCAUACCGGUACAUUUUGUCACUCAGCAUCAGCGAUCACACAGGUGGAAUGUGGCUUCAAGCAUUCAACGAAACCGCUCAGUCCUUGUUGGGCAAGUCAGCUGAUGAGUUGGUUCAACUCAAGGAUAUGGACCCUGCUGCGUUUGCUGCGGUCCUGGCGGCCCCCAACUUUAGAAUUUAUGACUUUAAAGUACGAGCCAAGGCGGAAACAUAUCAGGAUGAAGCAAAGGUGCGGAGCACGAUCAUGGGGUAUACACCCAUCAACUAUGCAUCGGCCUCACAUGAGUUGAGCUCCAUGAUUGAGCAGUACGGGUCGAUGGGAGUCAAGGAGGAGUUAAUGUAAUUAGCAACAUCAUUUAAAUAAGUGUAUUUUCUUUUGCAAGCGUAGAACGGGAAUGUGGUUAAGGAUGUUUCAUGUCGUGAGCUGUAUGUAUGAAAUAUGGCAACGACAACGAUAUUGAACUCA
Spizellomyces punctatus DAOM BR117 is the source of this 2150-nucleotide messenger RNA. Its product is annotated as replication factor-a protein 1 (rpa1). Lineage: Eukaryota; Fungi; Chytridiomycota; Chytridiomycetes; Spizellomycetales; Spizellomycetaceae. The record is from RefSeq and is a predicted model, not a curated record. Gene Ontology annotation, cellular component: nucleus. Gene Ontology annotation, biological process: DNA recombination; DNA repair; DNA replication. Gene Ontology annotation, molecular function: DNA binding. The coding region runs from base 63 to 2027 and encodes 654 amino acids. The transcript is spliced from 15 exons.